GCACUUCAGGCAGCGGUACCAGGUGGCACUGGUCUUCCUACCCGAGGCGAUCUUCCUGCUGGCGCUCUUCGGCUACCUCGUCUUCAUGAUCUUCUACAAGUGGCUCACGUUCAGUGCUGUCAACUCCCUGCUGGCACCCAGCAUCCUCAUCCACUUCAUCGACAUGUUCCUGUUCACCGAGAACCCCGACAACUACCCGCUGUAUCCGGGACAGGUGACGGUGCAGAACGUCCUGGUCGUCCUGGCUCUGGCCUCCGUGCCUGUCCUGCUCCUGGGCACGCCCGUGUACCUGUGGUGCCAGCACCGCCGCAGGGGGCACCCUCGUCUCGGGCUGGGCCCACCUGGGGACGCCGGGGAGCGCCAGCCGCUGCUGAGCUCACAGGAGCCGGGGAACUCGGUGAACGUGAUGGAGGCCGACGUGGAGCGUGGCGGGCGUGGCCCUGAGCCUGAGUUUGAAUUCUCUGAAGUCUUCAUGCACCAGGCCAUCCACACCAUCGAGUACUGCCUGGGCUGCAUCUCCAACACGGCCUCCUACCUGCGCCUGUGGGCGCUCAGCCUGGCCCACGCACAGCUGUCGGAGGUACUGUGGACCAUGGUGAUGCGGAACGGUUUCCUGCUGCACGUCUACGCGGGUGGGGUGCUGCUGGUGCCCGUCUUUGCCUUCUUCGCCGUGCUGACGGUGGCCAUCCUGCUGGUGAUGGAGGGGCUGUCGGCUUUCCUGCACGCCCUGCGCCUGCACUGGGUGGAAUUCCAGAACAAGUUCUACGUGGGCGCCGGGUACAAGCUGAGCCCCUUUGCCUUCCCCCCCGACAGCUGGGAGUAGGGCCAGCUCGGCACCAGGUGCCCCCCGCCACCCUCACCUCAAGGGGAUGGUGCCCCCUCCCGCCCUGUCCUGGGGCAGGGGGCUCCCUGUGGGUU
Messenger RNA from Terrapene triunguis (Three-toed box turtle), 918 nucleotides. Its product is annotated as V-type proton ATPase 116 kDa subunit a-like. Gene Ontology annotation, biological process: vacuolar acidification; proton transmembrane transport. Gene Ontology annotation, molecular function: proton-transporting ATPase activity, rotational mechanism; ATPase binding. The annotation marks the transcript as partial. Gene Ontology annotation, cellular component: plasma membrane; proton-transporting V-type ATPase, V0 domain; vacuolar proton-transporting V-type ATPase complex. The record is from RefSeq and is a predicted model, not a curated record. Lineage: Eukaryota; Metazoa; Chordata; Testudines; Emydidae. The transcript has 6 exons.